AUGCAAUUAAAGACAUAUUCUGUGGUGUAGCAAAUAAAUUAUAUACCAGCAAAUUAAUUUACACAAAUACAUACCAAGAGAUACGUGGCCAAUUUAGCAAGCGCAGAUCUAAUUCUGGAUUUCACCCUAAUCAAAAAAGAUGUAAUUAAUUAAUCAGAUAAUUCACUGCCACGCAUGGCAGGACACACAUCUGUGCAGCAGUAAUGGGAAGGGAGACAGCAGAGUUGAGCAGCUCUACUUCCCUGUGCCAUGUUCAUCAACGGUGCUGGAAUCUAGCUCAACUUAAAAAGAAAAGGAGCAGCACUCCCAAACACUCUGAUGAUCUCUCCUGGACUUAGUUCCUGCUGUUGGCUUGUGAGUACAGUGCAGUGCGACCACAGGAAGGAAAGAUCUCAGGCUAUUUGAGGAAACAGAGAUGACUUGAGGGAAGCAGAGCCGGUGCAAGACAAACAUAAACUGUGCCACUUCAUCUGAAGACAAUGGGGGACAGGACACCGAGUGUGCUCUCAUCCACAUCUCCAUUGUCUGCCCAUCUCUUUUACUCCUCCUCUGAGCAUGGAGCAUAAGCGGGGUGAAAGGAGGAGGGGAAGAGAGGAGGGGGAGCAGCAGGGGGGCAGAGGGGGUCUGGCUGUGUUCUUUCUCCUCUGUCUGUGUGCGAAUGCACAGACGGUUCAGUAGUAAUUUGAUGUGUGUCCCUGGGGACAUUUGAUGGAUUAAAGCUAAGCAGCUCCAUUUCGCAGCACCACCUGAUCUUCCUCUGCCUGUGCCCCAUAUAAAGGCUGGCGUGAUUGCUGAUCUCAGCUAGUCUGACAGUCUCUCUCUCCUGCGCUCUCUCCCUCCUCUCUCUGUCUGUCUCCAUCUCUUCUCUUCCUCACUGGUCUCUUAAGCCUGCUGCAUCACAGGAGCUAUCCAGUGCUGAACAGGAUCGCUUUUAUUUUUUAUUUUUUUAUUUUUCCUGGGGAAGCUGGGGGAACCAAAGAGAAUCAACACAGCAUUGCCAUUAGCCCUGUUCUCCACUGGUUUCCAUCUUUUUUUCUUUCUUGUCUUAUGUUUUUGACCACAUCAACCACAAGGAUUACCAUCAAGCCAGCUCCGCUUGUUUGUGUCCUCAGAGGGUCUUUUAUUUUCUCUCAUGCGUUUCUCUCAGCCCCGUGUUUUCAUCCACUGAAACAUGCCCCGCUCUUUUUUGGUGAAGAAGAUCAAGCUUGAUGAUUUUUCUUCGUCCAAUGUGGCCAACUCCAACCAUCAUCACCACCUGGAUGACUCGUUCACUCUUACCCGCUCCAUCACAGACUCGGUGACCAGUCUUGGGGUUCGCCUCAGUGAGAAUGGAUACAUCCAGGAUUACAUCACACCAUCUGUAUACCAGGGGGAGAAGAAGAUGGAGCAUAAGCUGGCGUCGCCGGUGUCGGAUCCCCUGUACACCCAGGUGAGCAGCGGAGGGGAGUACUGUGACCCGGACCUGAAGCACCCCGACAGCCCCCAGUCCGGCAUAACAGCGAGCGGCUUCUACACUGGUGAAUCGGAGGCUCUGGCCGAGGGUUACACCAUGGAUGCCUUCUUCAUCUCCGACGGACGCUCCAGGCGAAAGGGAGAGGGCGAGGCUCGUGGGGCUAGCUCGAGAAGCAGCAGCGCAAACGGUGGGGUUCAAGAGAGGGGAGCCGGCGUGCCUCGCCACACCUGCAAUGAGUGCGGGAAGACCUACGCCACCUCCUCCAACCUCAGCAGACACAAGCAGACGCACCGCAGCCUGGACAGCAAGAUGGCCCGCAAGUGUCCCACCUGCAACAAAGUGUACGUGUCCAUGCCGGCGUUGGCAAUGCACAUCCUCACCCACGACCUCAAGCACAAGUGCGACGUGUGCAGCAAGGCCUUCAGUCGGCCCUGGCUGCUGCAGGGCCACAUGCGCUCACACACGGGGGAGAAGCCCUUUGCCUGCGCCCACUGUGGCAAAGCCUUUGCUGACCGUUCAAACCUCCGCGCCCACAUGCAAACACACUCUGCCUUCAAGCACUACAGAUGCAAGCGCUGCAAUAAGACCUUUGCUCUCAAGUCCUACCUGAACAAGCACUAUGAGUCAGCUUGCUUCAAGGGCUCUGCAGACGAAGAUGAUUCUGGAUCGGAAAACUAACCACGAGAAAAACAAAAUUUCUGAACCCCUGUUGAAGGUUCACAACCAGUAACCCUGAUCACUCUGCCCUCCAUGCCUUUUUUCUUCCCUUUUUUUAGAAAGCAAUAUUUUCACUGAGAUUACGUGAAGAAACUCUGAUAACUGAUUAUGGCAAAGACAAUUUCAAAAGAUGCUGGAUUUUUUUCCCCCUGCACAGUAGCUAAUCGUCCACAGAAACAUACAAUCAAUCAACCUUCCCCCAAAUAGAGACUGUAGAUGUAGAUGUACACAACUCAGCAACAUGUGCUCACACCAGUGUGGGAACAUGUAAACACACACACACACACACACACACGCACCAAGAUACAUACAUGAAUGCACACAAACACUUACAACACAAUUAUAUAUGAGGCCUGGCAUGUGAAUUUUUAUCAAUGACUAUAAUAAUAUUGAUAUCAAUAGUAAUAAUAUUUAGAUUCCUGAUAUUUUAUAGGAAAUAGUAACAAAAAACCAACAAAAAAAUACAUAAAAAAGGACUAAUAGUGUUAUUUUGUUUUUAGAGACAAAAUGACCUCUUGUAUUUUUAUGCUGCUUUUUAUUUGCUAAGAAUUGAAUUCUUUUGCAACUGCCAACAUAAACUUUUUACAAAAAUGUGAACUAUGACAGUAUUUGCAAAAAAAGGGAGAUCAUUUUAAAAGGUAAAAUAGACAAACCCUCCUUUUUUCCACACCAACCUUUGAAUUCAACGGAUGUUAUUUUUCUAUUUAAUUUUUCUAAAUUUAUUUUUUUGUGCUUUUUAUCUCUUGUUGAUCAAAAGCUUCUUUGUAACUGUGGGUACAUCAAACAGAGCUCAUCUUAAAUAAGCUAUAAAAAGAUCAUACGCCAUUCAGAUCAAUUCUGCAGGAACAGCGAUUUUAAAAUGUUGGCCUGUUGAGCAGGUAUUAUUACGCCCACCAUCUGAUCCGAUUCAUAAUCUCACCCUGAUGCACAGACUUGGACAAAAAAAAAAAAAAACACUCAGAGCCAGACCAAAUGAUCUAAUAAGUGCCACGAGCAGUUCACUCAUCUAUAGCAAUUAAAACUCUUGUUGUUCUUCCUCCACCAUGAUGGCUUGCGUAAACUCCGCUGCCUGCAUGGUGCCUCGUCCAGUCUUAAUGAGUAAUCUCGACCCCGUAUUUGAGGUGCUCCCCCACCCUCCACCAAUAUUACCUCAGAGUGAACGUACGGACUCGCACACCCUCAGUUACAAAGUGACAAAUUUUUGUGUUUGUCUGUUUUAAUAUGUCGCUCAAAGCUACGCCCAUGGUUUAAUAGAUGCAAACCAUCUAUUUAUCAUGUAAAUACUUUAUUUAUCCUCCUGGUUAUCUAUUUAUUUAUUUAUUCAUCCUAUGUUUUGCUUAUUUAUUGAACACUUAUUUAUUAUGUAUUUAUUUAUUGUUUGUAAUUUAGAAAAAUGGACAUCCAUUGACCUUGUAAGAUGCUGCUGAUCUUCAAAGAAAAUGUUUAUAUGCAUGAAAACUGUAGAGAGUCCAUGGGACUUAGUUUUAAAGAGGAACAAUGUACAGUACCAGUGCUAGAGGACUUCCAAUGAAUGAAUGAAUGCAGAAUUAGUUUUUAGGUUUUGUGGCAAUAACAUGACUGAAAAAGCAAUUUAACAUGGAAAAACAAUCACAGCUGUUCUGUUUUUGUUCCACUUAGGGCAAUAAAAAGAAAACAAUGACACAGAAAUACUGAUCUUGUUUCCCAAAAGCCCUCCACCUCCUCACAGAGGGACAUUUUUGGCCUCUUUUUUGUCUUUCAAUCUCAGGCAACUACCAGUUCUCAGAAGUGGACUACAUUGAUAUGAAUGCAUCCUGAAAAUCAGAAAAUAAAAAGGUCUCAGUACACUAAAGUUGCAGAGGCACAGCAACAAUAAUGAUGCCAGGUUUAGCAGGACAUGGCUCCAAAACUGACGCAGUUUGCUAUUUGUAAACCUAAUAAUUUUUUAUUCUACAUUAAAAACACAACAAAACAGUAAUUCUCAUUAAGGUCACAGAGGUAAUAAAGUCACUGAUCUAAGCAUUAACUUGCAGGGAGAAGAAAGUUUUUUUAAUUGCUGUAAUAAAAUGACAGGCAGCAUUGCACCUCCAAACCAUAGCUUUAUUUUUUUCCUGCAUCCCUCCCCUACCCAGCAGCCGUCCUCACCCUGUCCCAACUGCCUCUGAACAGACGUGGCGAGCAUUAGAUGUGUUGAAGUGGGAUUGGCGGAGGGUGGUGGAGUGUGGGAGGAUAACAGGUGUUUGUAGACAGACUGCAGAUAGGGAGCGUAAUUGAGUCGGUGAGCGACCUCCAAGGGGAAGGUCAAGCACCAGCAGGCAAAUGCACUGUCAGCUAUUUGCAUAUUCCAAAUGGAUGGCACUAUUGCAGUAAUGCUGAGCGCGCUCUGAAAAGAAAAAAAAAAAGCUAAGCUGAGGAGGAGAAAGGAGAGCAAAGAGGAGCUUCUGCUCUAUUUGUUCAUCCUCUUCUCUCUGUUUCACCAUCAUCCUGUGCAGUGCUACAGCUGAAUCACCGCGUGAGAGCAUCCAAACCACCUGUCUAAUGAUCAACGUGUAGGACACACAGCCUGGAACAUCGCUGUAAUAUUACACAAAUGCAAAAAAAACAAUUGCUUCCAAAAGAUUUGUUAAUGUUUUUGUAUUUUAACAUGUAAGAGUACAAUAAGGUAUCUCCAAAAUGUGGGGGUUGUGUAUUAAAAUGGCAAAUACAUGCACUGAGCAUAUUAAAAACCUCAACUGUAAAUGCAGGCUUGCAUCUAAACCUGACAGUAUUAAAAGGCUAUCUACAGAGAAGGAGGCACACCUUAACAGCAAAAUAUUGCAUUUAGAUGUAGGGAAACAUUGUUCCUCUUUGAUUUUGUAAAUAUAUUUGUAAAUAUAUCACAGCAAUAAUAUCACAAUGCAUGUAGACAUUUAAAUGCUCUUUUUCUAUCCAUGUCUUUUUAUUCUAUUUAAAAAAAAAGACAAAUGCAGGUACCAAUAGCAGUCUGGUUGGCCAUGUGAAUCAGGGAGCGUCUUGACUAAGAAGCUAUCUGUCAUAAGUUAGAACAACUUUCAACUCUGUGUUUUCUCAAAGAUCUGAUCAUGUUGGGUAUUAUUUAUUUUCCUUUCCUUUUCUUUCUAUUUAUGUGCCCGGCUUGGCUGCGCAAUGAAAAAGUGCCAAAAAGUAUAAUUUCCAUAACAAAAGCCUUCAACAUAUGGUUGGCUGCUUGAAACCAUCCAUAUGGUCCUCAAAGAAAAAAACUGAUUAAGAUUUUCCACCUUCUUUCUCAUUCUCUCUCUCUCCUUAUCUUUCUCUCUUUCUCUUUUUCUCUCUGUUCCAGUAUGAAGAAACUUAAGCCAUGAUUGCUGAGGGGUGUUUUCAUUUAUCUUGUUCUGCUACAAUUAAUAAUAAUGACCACAAUAGCAAUGAUAACAUUAAUAAAAACAAUAGCACAAGGAA
Messenger RNA from Girardinichthys multiradiatus, 5587 nucleotides. RefSeq names its product scratch family zinc finger 2 (gene scrt2). NCBI's taxonomy places the organism in Eukaryota, Metazoa, Chordata, Actinopteri, Cyprinodontiformes, Goodeidae. Gene Ontology annotation, biological process: regulation of DNA-templated transcription. The record is from RefSeq and is a predicted model, not a curated record. The transcript is spliced from 2 exons. Gene Ontology annotation, molecular function: DNA-binding transcription factor activity, RNA polymerase II-specific; RNA polymerase II cis-regulatory region sequence-specific DNA binding. The coding region runs from base 1172 to 2131 and encodes 319 amino acids.